AGAAAUGAACUUGUGACAAUUUCUCAACCGCGUCACUGCUUCCACCCAACAACCUACACCAUGCAACAACCAUCAACUAAAACCACGUUCAAGACGAUACCCGAGCCCUAACAAUCACCAAAAACACCAUCACAGGAUAUACUCCAGAGACACUCAGUUAAUCACUCCCUGAAAGCAAUUAAACAUCGCGAUGGCCUCACCGAACCCACACCACCCGGACGGGCAUCCCGACCCUGAUCCCGCCUUCCACUUACACCCACCUGCUUCACACCAGCCUCAACCGUCCUAUCAACCUCAACCACCGCAAAAUUCAUCACCGUCACACUCACACUCACCACAAAGCUCAACCCUCCACCUCCCCACCUCCCGCCAAUUCCUCACCUCCCUAAUAACCGCCAUCUCCAACAUUCCUCUCCUUAACGAACCACCGGCAGCACCAGCACCGGCACCGGCACCAACCAAAACGCAACAACGAGACCCACCAUCAAUAUCAGGAACAACAGAGGCAACAGAAGCAGAAGAAGGAGCAGCAGAAAUAAUCACCCAAAAAAAGAGGAAACAACUCCUCCAGAUUCUGAAAGAAGAAGGUGAUGAAGCGAAGGGACAUAUCGCGACGAGAAAAAAGGAUGGACCGGGAGGAGGAGAAGGAGGAGGAGGUUGGAAGGGGAAUCCAAACCCCCUAAAACUGGUACCACCUGAAUACCGACAUUUGAUCAUCACGCUGCAUGUUCUCUUUCCGGGGGUGGUGUUAUCUGGUUUGGAGGUUUUGGAACGGGGGUUGGUUGAACGGGUUGUUUUGAGGUGUGCUGCUGGGGAGGCGGCGGUAGUGAAGAAGGAAGGGGGGCAGAAGGAGCGAAAGGAGCAGAAGGAGCAGAAGAAAGAGGUAGAUGGGGAUGUGGAUGUGGAUGUGGAUGUGAUUAUGGGAGAGGAGGACGACGGAGAGGAUUAUAGAGAUGAGAACCAGGGCAGAGAUGAGGACGGGGACGGGGACGGGGAUAAGAAGAAUGAAGAAAAGGGAAAGAAGCCCAGCGAGUCACAACAGGGACUUAAAGGAGAACGACGACGACGACCACCACCAGAGUUCUACCUAGUCCGCUCCUCCCAGUUCCUCAACACCCACCCAAGACGGAAACGAAAGAAACCCAGCAGCAACCUUGUUGGACUUGGAGACGCAGCAGAUACCGAAGGUGUCCAACCCGGUGGUAGCGAAACGGACCGAGAUCGAGACCACCGAAUACAGCGGUACAUAGUCAGCCUGGAAGCAUGGAACUGUACCUGCGCUGCGUUUGCGUUUGCUUGUGUCUCCGAAGAACCAGAAGUAGGAGAAGCAGGAGGAGAUGGAGAUGAAGAUGGAGAAGAGCAGGGAAGUGAAGAGCUACGAGAAAGAGAAAAAGAAAGGGUCAGAGAUAAACAGGGAAGCGCAGGCUGGACCUUUGGCGGGAUGACCCUCUUCAACCCGGACGAUCACUCGAGCGUACCGCCGGUUUGUAAACACCUGCUUGCCUGUCUGUUGGCUGAUAAGUGGAGGAGAGCGUUGGGGAGGUAUGUGACGGAGCGGAUGAUGAGUAGAGAGGAGAUGGCUGGGAUUGUUGCGGAUGUCUAAAGCGUAUUCCCACUUGUUGGAGGGAUGUUAUCCUGAAGUAUUAAAUGAGAGAGUAGAGGGGUCCGUUAUAUGCGUUCAGUAAAGAGGAGAUGGCUGGGAUUGUUGCUGAUGUCCAAGUUUAGGAACUUGGUGGGAGUGUUAGAAAAGAGAGUUCAUAUGCCGUUUCUAUGAUCCGGCAAACCGCUACCACCACAGUACACAAACUUGUCAGUU
Molecule: messenger RNA, 1816 nt
Organism: Neurospora tetraspora
Lineage: Eukaryota; Fungi; Ascomycota; Sordariomycetes; Sordariales; Sordariaceae
Exons: 1
Coding region: 191-1603 (470 amino acids)
Source: RefSeq, a predicted model, not a curated record